Molecule: messenger RNA, 2500 nt
Organism: Glossina fuscipes
Lineage: Eukaryota; Metazoa; Arthropoda; Insecta; Diptera; Glossinidae
Exons: 6
Coding region: 71-2362 (763 amino acids)
Biological process (GO): regulation of DNA-templated transcription
Molecular function (GO): RNA polymerase II cis-regulatory region sequence-specific DNA binding; DNA-binding transcription factor activity, RNA polymerase II-specific
Source: RefSeq, a predicted model, not a curated record
UUUCACAUCAGCGAAAAAUUAGCAAAAAUUUCUUUUAAGUAAUAAAACUAAAAAAAAAAAGAAAAGAGAAAUGGAAUUAAAUGAUUACAAUGGUUUUGACGAUCAUUGUAAAAGUACGGAUUUAGCGAAGAAGAAUAAUCCAACCAUGGACUCUUCUAUGGACCAGAUAAUGCAACGCAAAGAUCAAGAGUUUAUAGACCACAGUCUAUUAGCCCCGGAAUAUAUGCGCGGCGGCGAUCCGAACAACUUCAUUAUAGAUUUGAUAAAUUUUCCAAAAACGGUCAAUACGCCAGGCAAUACCACCGAUGCUCUAUCAUCUGAUCUCCAUUUCACCAGUGCUUUGUUUGCAGAGAAUGCAGAACAUAAUGCCUCAGAUGAUCUUCGUAAGUCUACUAGUCUUUGUAUUCCACUACACGGCGAUUUCCUUAUGCCGGUUCAUAAGACUUUCAAUACGUCAGUAACCUCGGUAGAGACUGUUGAAGAGAAUGGUGUUAAAGUAGUUCAACAAUUGUUGCUUACUGAGCCGAAUGAGACGGCGACUUUGGAUGACACAUCAAUCGAUCUCGACUGUGAUAUGACACGUUUUAAUUCACGGAAAGUAUUGCCUCAUAAGAAACGUAUAUCUCGCAAAUUGAAAAUAGUGCAAGACGACUCGGACUUACAGUUAAAUGUACCCUUAGAGACGCAUAAAUUGGCGCCAGUACAGCAAUUGGUAGUGCUAUUCCGCUGUGAGCUAUGUGGUCACGGCGCGUGUUCACAGUUAGAGUUUUUCAAUCAUCUGAAGCAACACUACGAGCCCUCUACACCGGAUACUAUAUUGGCGGUCAUGAAAACAUCUUUAGACGCUUUGGGACCAGAAAAAACAGACGAAGUCACCAAUUUGUGCUCUUUAAAUAAAAAGACUGAUGAUUUGGAUCAAGUAUUUCCAGACGUUCAUUUUCCAUUCGGAAAUUUCCAACAGAACGACGAAGUGGACGCAGUAAGAGUAGUCAUGGCUCCACCUCAAUUGCCUCACAACCAACACAAUCAUCAUUAUCAACACGAUCAUCCGCAUACGCAAGGUGCAGAACAGGUCGUGGAAGGAAAUAUAGAUGCACCUUCGAAUAGUAUGUCACACGGCCAGACGUCUACUCAAGCAUCCGCACAGGCUUUAGCAUCCGAAGAAUUUAGUGAUACUGAAGAUAUGCUGGAGGGCAUAAGGGAUAAAGUAUUUGUUGAAGAUACCUGCGACACGAUAGAUCUUAUGACUCCAACCCCUAAUGGCACCAGACCACAUUGGUUUAGCAAUACCGGUUUUGGUGCUAUAGAGUUGAAAGCCAAACCAUUUUGUGAUGUUCUAUUCUCUAAUCAGUUUCCUAACAUCUUACCUAACGACGGUAAUCCGUCCGAAGACUUAGCCUCUGAAGAAGAUGCUGAGGUUAUGAAAUUGACGAAUAAACCCGUCAUAGCUACAGAAGAACAUUCUCCACCCCUGGCAACAUCGAUUUCUGCAACUCUUUCUAAAAAUAGCAAAGACUUACCGUUACGUUUAUGCAGCGGUAAUCAAAUCAUAGAAAAUACUGGACUAUUAAUCACUCAGCCAAAUAAUUGCGAACAAAAACAAGAACAAGAACUUAAUAUAUCUCUGGAUUCAGAGGAAAACUUUGGAGUCCCUGCACCCCCUGUACCGAAUACUAUUGAGGAGACUGAAAUAGGCGAAGAGUUUAUACAAGAAAAGCCUCAUAUAUCGGAAGAAAAUGUACAUCCCUUUUACUCGCAGUCUCGAAGAAAAUGGAUGGAAGAUGACCAUAAACGUUAUGUUUGCUAUAAAUGUAAACGCAUUUUCAAUUCGUGUAAUGCUCUCAAAUACCAUGAUCAAACGCAUACCGGGCUUAGACCUUAUCAAUGUGAUAUUUGUGGAAAAUCAUUUUUCGCCGUUGGGGCCUUGAAAGCUCAUACACGCACCCAUACAGGAGAUAAGCCGUACCACUGCCAACAUUGCGACAAAAAAUUCCGGCAGUGGGGAGAUCUCAAAUACCAUACAGUAUCUAUACACAGCGACGAGAAGAAUCAUCAAUGCGAGUUCUGUGGCAAAUCGUUUGCCCGUAAAUAUUCGUUAGAUCUUCAUCGUCGCAUACACACAAGCGAACGUAACUAUAAAUGUGAAACCUGUGGUAAAGGCUUUCGCGCCAGUCAUUAUUUGCUAGAGCAUCGUAAAAUUCACACAGGUGAAAAACCAUAUCAAUGCAAAAUUUGCUCGAAACGUUUUCGUAUUUGUCAAGACCUGAGACGCCACGAACGAAUGCAUGAACGAAGAAAAUUGAAAGAAGCCGCCAAGAAGGAACAACAGGAUGCCGCAGUUGCUACACAAAUUACGUCAUAGUCAGCAUUUUUCGUUAAGCACAGAAAAAGGGAGAAAGGGAGAGAGCUUAAGAUAUGGACUUUAAAUGAGAAUUCGAAUAAGAUGACCGAAAUUUCAAGGAAAAUAUGAGUAUACAUGGAGGUUGUAACGUUUCUUUUG